This is a messenger RNA of Triticum dicoccoides, 966 nucleotides long. RefSeq names its product proline-rich protein 4-like. The transcript has 2 exons. Lineage: Eukaryota; Viridiplantae; Streptophyta; Magnoliopsida; Poales; Poaceae. The record is from RefSeq and is a predicted model, not a curated record. The coding region runs from base 71 to 703 and encodes 210 amino acids.
GUUCCAUCCAUUCAUCCAUCAGCCACUUCACACAGCCAAGCAAGUGGUAGUGCGACUCAGAGGUUCAGGCAUGGCAGCUCCGAGAGCAUCACUCGUCCUCGCCCUCCUGCUGGCGAUCGCCGUUGCCAAUGCUGAGGCGGCGUCGGUCGUCGUCGGCCUGGCCAAGUGCACCGACUGCACCAGGAAGAACAUCAAGGCCGAGGAAGCCUUCAAGGGUCUUCAGGUGGCGAUCAAGUGCAAGAACGUCAACGGGGAGUACGAGAGCAAGGCGGUGGGUGCCCUUGACGGCACCGGCGCUUUCAGCGUGCCCGUGGCCGCCGACCUCCACAGCGCCGACUGCGUCGCACAGCUCCACAGCGCCGCCUCCAACGCACCGUGCUCCGGCCAGGAGCCAUCAAAGAUCGUGCCGGUGUCUGAGGGCACCACCUUCGGGGUCGUUGCCGGCGCCAAGACGAACGCGCUGGCAUCAACAGAGUGCGCGUCAGCGACCCUGUGCGGGCCAAUCAAGAAGCACAUCAUCGAGCACUUCCACCACAAGAAGCCCGUGCCACCGAAGCCGGAGCCCAAGCCCCAGCCCCACCCGGACUACGGGCCUGUGCCCAAGCCCGAGCCGAAGCCGCAGCCCCACCCGGACUACCACCCCGUCCCUCCCACGCCCACCUACGGCGGCGGUGGUGGCGGUGGAUACCACGGACACCACUGAGUCCGGUCUACCACCCUCCCGCCAAGCGAUGAAAUUGGUAAAGUUCCUCUGUAUCUUAGCCAUGGCUUGUUGCUGUUAGUGAGUGAGCGACGUUGCUAUUUAUGUCACGGGUUAGCUUUAUCUUGUACGUAUCAUUCAGAAUAACAGUUGUGAGGGAUAAGUAUGUGUGUAAGGCAAAUGUACGUGUGAUGGUUCGGUUUUUUUUACAAGGUUUGUAAUAUCGAUCUGUGUGAAUUUUUGUAAUGAGAAGUUCCUCACUGGUA